GAGCCGGGACCGCCACUCAGGUGACGGGAAUAUCACUGAAGAGGGUCAGUUACCCGAGCUCGCAGUCUAACGGUCCUACCUACGAUCUGCGAGCACAGGGCAGCCCAGCAGAGACAAUGCAGAACAUUGGGAACCAGCUCCGGCGGGGCCUCACCUCCAUAUUCUCAGGCCGGGCAUCCCGGAAGCAGGCUGCCCAAGGCCGGGACCCAGCUGGCACCAUGGAGACCUACAGGAACCCAACAGAGGUACAGAUGAGCCAGCUGGUGCUGCUAUACCACACAAACCAUCGAGGGGAGCUGAGUGUGGGUCAGCUGCUGAAGUGGAUAGACAUAACCGCCUGUCUCUCAGCUGAGAAACAUGCAGGCUGCCCAUGCGUAACGGCCUCGGUGGAUGACAUCUAUUUUGAGCACACCAUUAGAACCGGACAAGUGGUCAACAUAAAAGCCAAGGUGAACCGGGCCUUCAACUCUAGCAUGGAGGUGGGCAUCCAGGUCACCUCGGAGGACCCUUGCAAUGAGAAGCAGUGGAAUGUGUGCAAAGCUCUGGCCACAUUUGUGGCCCAACGAAACUCUUCCAAGGUAAAGCUAAAACAGAUCUUGCCGCUGACAGAGGAGGAAAAGGUGGAGUACAGCGUGGCAGCAGAGCGUCGAAGGAUGAGGCUGGUGUACACAGAAACCAUCCGGGACCUACUGGCCAAGAGCGUCAUUCAAGAUGAUCUGGAGAGCAGAGACUGUAGCAGGAUGGUACCCGCUGAGAAGACCCGAGUGGAGAGUGUGGAGUUGGUCCUACCCCCCCAUGCCAACCACCAGGGCAACACCUUUGGUGGCCAAAUCAUGGCCUGGAUGGAGAAUGUGGCCACCAUUGCAGCCAGCCGUCUGUGCGGGGCCCAUCCCACCCUGAAGACAAUCGAGAUGUUCCACUUUCGUGGCCCAUCCCAGGUUGGGGACCGGCUGGUGCUCAAGGCCAUUGUCAACAAUGCCUUCAAGAACAGCAUGGAGGUUGGGGUGUGCGUGGAAGCUUACCACCAGGAGAUGGAGUCUUGCCGGCGGCACCUCAACAGUGCCUUCAUGACUUUUGUGGUCUUGGAUGGAGAUGACCAGCCUAUAACCCUGCCCUGGAUUCAGCCGCAAGGCGAGGAAGGUGAGCGUAGGUAUAGGGAGGCCAGCGCUAGAAAGAAGAUGAGACUGGACAGGAAGUACAUCGUGUCCUGUAAGCAGACCGAGGUCCCUCUCUCUGUCCCCUGGGACCCAAGUAACCAGGUGUAUCUGAGCUACAAUAAUGUCUCCUCACUGAAGAUGCUCAUGGCCAAGGAUACCUGGGUCCUUACGUCAGAGAUCAAUAAGAUCAAACUCUACACCUUGGAGGAUGACAAAUUCCUGUCCUUCCACAUGGAGAUGACUGUCUACACAGACACAGCUCAAGCCUUUCUCCUCCUCUCAGAUCUGGGCCGCCGGCCUGAGUGGGACAAGCACUACCAGAGCGUGGAGCUGGUGCAGCAGGUGGACGAGGACGACGCCAUCUACCGUGUCAUCAGCACCGCCCUAGGAGGAGCUGAGUGCAAGCCCCAGGACUUUGUUGUCCUGGCCUCGAGGAGGAAGCCGUGUGACAGUGGGGAGCCUUAUGUCCUUGCCCUGAGGUCAGUCACCCUGCCCACGCACCCCAAGACCCCUGAGUAUACCAGAGGGGAGACCCUCUGCUCCGGCUUCUGUCUCUGGAGGGAAGGGGAUCAGCAAACCAAGGUAUCCUACUACAACCAGGCUACUACCAGUUUCCUGAAUUAUGUGACGACCAACGUGGCAGGGCUGUCAUCCGAAUUCAUCACCACCUUCAAGGCCUGUGAGCAGUUUCUCCUGGACAACAAGAGUGAGCUGGCCCUCAGCCUCCAAAACCUUUAGCGCCUCCUCCGCGGCCCACCCCAGCGCCGUCACCGUUGUUCAGCCUCUCCUCAGGCUCCUUCUGUCGUCUCCUACUCCGUACCACCCCUUGGAGCACAGGGCUCAGUGGAGUGGAAGGGGCAGGGGGCUGUGCUGAGCCUUCCACCCAAAUCUGUCCCUCCUGGCUAGUGAAGAUUUGUCUCCUGAUGAUGCCUGCUCCUAGGCUGUGCCCUGAGCUGGACCAUGAAGAUAGCUCAUUGCUCCAGGAUUGGCUCUCCUGGCUCACUUUCUUCUGACCUCUCUGAUUUUGUCUGUGGCUCGGGCCACUAGCAAGGCUGUGUCCAGUGGGGAGUGCGUAGUUUGGGGAUCUCCUGGCAGUCCAUCCUACAGACCUGGCCUCCACUUGGAAGAACACAGGCAGUCAGCUCCCCCUAUCCCCUUCCUACCAGCUCCAGCCGGUAUCUAAAUAAGUGGAUGUGUAGCAGCCUUGUUAAACUCAUGGCUGGGCCAAACAGAGACCCUGGUGACAGGAGGGAUGACAGCAGUGAGGACCCAGGUCCCAGCAGAGGGGCUCCAGAUCCUUCACAGGCAGGACCAGGACUAGAUGGCCAGGCAUAGCCACAUAGAUCUGUGUCAGGGCUGCCGAAUGGGCCCCCAGGGAGAACACAAAAGGGCCUAAGUCAGGUCCUAACACCCAGCAGGGCCGGAGAGCAGGGGUGUCCGAGGUGCCUUGGGAUGACUCCGGGAGGAGGGAGGGAGAGGGCAAUAGGCCCCUGGGGUGGCUUGGGAAGAGUUCCCGGUGUCAUCCAUCAUCAGCGGCCAUCAGCCAUCUGGAUCUGUGUUUCAAAGGCCUCUAAGGGAAGGAUUGUAAAUACAGUCGUUAAUUUGUAAAACACAAUAAACAGCCACCUCCUCUCUAGGCUCGGGUCUGUCUCUUCAGACGCUGUCCUCCUGCGCUCCCCCCCAGCCCCAUGCCUGCUGCCCCACCGUGGCUGACGUCAGGCUGCUGGGGGAGAUGGAGGCAGAGGUGGGAUUAGCUGGAGGCCCACCAGCCUAGACUGGGAGGCUAGAAAAUCCCAGCCCAUACUUGGAUGAAAAUCCCCUCCCAUAGCUCUCCAUCAGCCUCUAUGGAAGGUCUCCAGGGAAGGGCGGCCCACCACCUCCCAGGGCCGUUCAGUUCCUCUCUGGACAGCUCCGAAUGUUGCCUCUCCUUGGCUCUUUCCUGUUGUUCCUGAUUUGGCUUGGUUCACAGUAGGAGCUUAAUAAAUGCUUACUGACUGACAUCA
This is a messenger RNA of Vombatus ursinus (common wombat), 3160 nucleotides long. RefSeq names its product acyl-CoA thioesterase 11 (gene ACOT11). The record is from RefSeq and is a predicted model, not a curated record. Gene Ontology annotation, cellular component: extracellular exosome. The transcript is spliced from 16 exons. Gene Ontology annotation, molecular function: thiolester hydrolase activity; lipid binding. NCBI's taxonomy places the organism in Eukaryota, Metazoa, Chordata, Mammalia, Diprotodontia, Vombatidae. Bases 117 to 1895 code for a protein of 592 amino acids.